AUAUAUAAAAAUACAGAAGUAGGCAUAAAUUAUGUUCGUAGUUGAUUGUACAUUAUUGCAUAUAUUCUAAUGUAAUCAAAAAAUUAUCAAUAGUUAUUCAGAAUUUUACACUUAGAAUAAAAAUGAAGUAUUGGCAAUUGAUUACUCUUUUGUUGAUAAUAUUCUGCGUAAUAUUUAACAAAGCGAUUCAAUAUUCAGAUGACGAUGUAAUAUGUCAAUUUGAAAAAGGUACCACCAGAAAAGCUGCUGAAAUUGGAAACUUGGAAUUUUUAAUAUAUGCUCAUGAAAAUGGAUGUAAAUGGGAUGAUGAUACGACUAUUGUAGCUGCUGGAAAAGGUAAUUUGGAAUGUUUAAUAUACGCCCACGAAAAUGGAUGUGAAUGGAAUGAAGAAACAACAAAGGCUGCUGCUACUAAAGGAUAUUUAGAAAUCUUAAAAUAUUUACAUACAAAUGAAUGUCCCUGGGAUGAAAGCACAACAGAAGCAGCAGCAAAAUAUGGUAAUUUAGAAUGCUUAAAAUAUGCUUAUGAAAAUGGCUGUAAAUGGGAUGAAUUAAAAAUUGUGAAAAUUGCUUUUAAAAAUAAUGAUAUAGAUAUUUUGAAAUAUGCCCAAAAAAAUAUACUCAAAUUAAAUAAAGUUUUAUCCAUCAUGGCUGCCUUUGCAGGUAAUAUAAAAAUUUUAAAAUAUGCUCAUGAAACUGAAUGUCCUUGGGAUGAUCGUACAACUGAUACGGCUGCAAAAUAUGGUCAUUUAGAAUGCUUAAAAUAUGCCCAUGAAAAUGGCUGUGAAUGGAAUCAAUUCAAUAUUGUGAUGACUGCUAUUCAAACAGGUAAUCUAGAAAUUUUAAAAUAUGCCCACAAAAAUUUAUGCGAAUUGAAUAAUGACGCAUCUACUAUGGCUGCAUUAAAAGGUAAUUUAGAAAUUUUAAAAUAUUUACAAAAAAAUGAAUGUCCUUGGGAUGAAAGUACAACAGAAGCAGCUGCUUCUAGUGGUAAAUUUGAAUGUUUAAAGUAUGCUCAUGAAAAUGGAUGUCUUUGGAAUGAAGCUACAACUAGAGCUGCUGCCUCUAAUGGCAAAUUAGAAUGUUUAAAAUAUGCCCAUGAAAAUGAAUGUCCAUGGGAUAAAAGUACGGCUGAUGCAGCUGCUUCAUAUGGUCAUUUAGAAUGCUUAAAAUAUGCCCAUGAAAAUGGUUGUGAAUGGGAUGAAGAUACGGCUAUGGAUGCUGCUAUGAAUGGUAAUUUGGAAUGUUUAAAAUAUGCUCAUGAAAAUGGAUGUAAGUGGGAUGAAAGCACAACAGAAAUGGCUGUUUAUAAUGGUAAAUUAGAAUGUUUAAAAUAUGCCUAUGAAAAUGGAUGUCCUUGGGAUGCAGGCACAACACAAGGAGCUGCUUUUUAUGGUGAAUUAGAAUGUUUAAAAUAUGCCCAUGAAAAUGAAUGUCCAUGGGAUGAAGGUACAACACAAGCAGCUGCUUCUAAUGGCAAAUUAGAAUGUUUAAAAUAUGCCCAUGAAAAUGAAUGUCCAUGGGAUAAAAGUACGACUGAUGUCGCUGCAAAAUAUGGUCAUUUAGAAUGCUUAAAAUAUGCCCACGAAAAUGGCUGUGAAUGGAAUCAAUUCAAUAUUGUGAUGACUGCUAUUCAAACAGGUAAUCUAGAAAUUUUAAAAUAUGGCCACGAAAAUUUAUGCGAAUUGAAUAUAGACGCAACUUCUAUGGCUGCAUUAAAAGGUAAUCUAGAAAUUUUAAAAUAUUUACAUAAAAAUGGAUGCCCAUGGGAUGAAAAUAUAACAAAAGCAGCUGCUUCUAGUGGUAAAGUUGAAUGUUUAAAAUAUGCCCAUGAAAAUGGAUGUCCAUGGGAUAAAGCUACAACUAGAGCUGCUGCAGCAAGUGGAUGUUUAGACUGCUUGAUAUAUGCUCAUGAAAAGGGAUCUUAUUGGGAUAAAGAUACAAUAGCUGCAGCAGCUGUACAUGGUAAUUUAGAUUGUUUAAAAUAUGCCCAUAAACAUGGAUGUGAUUGGGUUGAAGGUACAAUGAGAUUGGCUGCAGCGAAUGGACAUUUUGACUGCAUUAAAUAUGCUUAUGAAAAUAGUUGUGAGUGGGACGAAGGCACAACAAGGGAAGCUGCUGCUAGUGGUUAUAUAGAUUGUUUGAUAUAUGCACAUAAAAAUGGAUGUAAAUGGGAUGAAGGGACAAUGAGUGGAGCUGCUGCAAAUGGUCACUUAGAUUGUCUAAAAUAUAGUCAUUUAAAUGGGUGUGUGUGGGACAAAGAGACAACAAGACUUGCUGCUGCAAAUGGUCAAUUAGAUUGCAUAAAAUUUGCCAAUGAAAAUUACUGUCCAUGGAGUAGUGGUACCAUUUAUGAAGCUUUUCAAAAUGGUUAUAUAAGUAUAGUCAAUUAUGCUACCGACAAUGGCUGCCUUAAUUAAUUGUAUGUUGAAAUAUAAUUAUUUUUAUUUUAUUCACUUAAGAGGCGGCUAUGUCAUUAUUUUUUAUAUAAAUUAACUUGAAAUUUGAUAUGUAUUUCAGAAGGUAUUGAUUUUAAUAACAGCAUUUUUGAUAGUUUACUUUCUUAAGAAGUACUAUUUUUACGAAGUAUUACCAAAAUCUUAUAUAUGAUAUCAACAUUUUUUCUUUUCUACUUAGUUUUCCGUCACAUUACAAAAAACUAGUAUAUUCAAUUAUCAAUGUGUAUUUUAAUACGUUUAAGACGAUUUUU
This is a messenger RNA of Daktulosphaira vitifoliae (grape phylloxera), 2710 nucleotides long. RefSeq lists its product as uncharacterized. Bases 123 to 2420 code for a protein of 765 amino acids. The record is from RefSeq and is a predicted model, not a curated record. NCBI's taxonomy places the organism in Eukaryota, Metazoa, Arthropoda, Insecta, Hemiptera, Phylloxeridae. Gene Ontology annotation, molecular function: protein binding. The transcript is spliced from 3 exons.